Molecule: messenger RNA, 1708 nt
Organism: Pseudovirgaria hyperparasitica
Lineage: Eukaryota; Fungi; Ascomycota; Dothideomycetes; Acrospermales; Acrospermaceae
Product: cytochrome P450
Exons: 1
Molecular function (GO): iron ion binding; oxidoreductase activity, acting on paired donors, with incorporation or reduction of molecular oxygen; heme binding
Source: RefSeq, a predicted model, not a curated record
UAUAAUUUCUAUCUUAUCUAAUCAAAUGUCAUUGCAUAUCAGUACAUCGGUGACCUGAUGGUCCUUCCAUUCGAUGGAGUGACAUUCUUUCCGAAUACUUUGCACUCGUCCACAUUAUCACGAAUCAGCGGCCGACCCCUGAGACAUGCUCCAGACUGUAUUUCUGAAAAUCUACCAGACCGACUCCUUGGUGGCGUUCGGUCUUGGGGUCUGCAUGUUGUCUAGCUACUACGUUUUAUACGUGACGCUGUUCUCAAGUCUGCGGAACAUCCCAGGCCCACUCCUAGCACGACUCACACCGCUUCGAGCAAUAUAUCAGCGACUUCCAUCCCGAGUGAUCGAUGCCGCUCUUCACGACUUUAACACCUAUGGAGAUAUAUAUAUUUCCAAGCCUAAUACGAUCACAAUAUGCAACCCGCAAGAUGUGCGCACAGUACUAGGCUCGUCUAUUUUCCGCAAAAUCGAUAUGUAUCACGGUGUCCACGACCCGGCUCUAGCAAACAUCGUUACUUUCAGUGACCCAGCAAUGGCAAGUCGUCGUCGUCGUCAACUUGCCCCAUAUUUCACUAGUAGCUACCUACUCCGGAUGGAGUCAAUUAUUCUUCAAAAAGGCGCCAAAGCCAUUGGAUCGAAGUGGCACAGUCUCCUAGAUGGAAGGGAUACCGCGGUUGUGAACUACCGUAACGAUACUCAACUCGCGACUUUCUCGAUCAUGGCUACACUGGCGUUUGGAAGAUCUACAGGAGAUGAUAGCCUAGAGUCUGCUGACUCACGCAUCAUUGGGUGGAUUUCAUCAACUGCAGUAUAUGUCGGUCUACGGAUGAAUUUUCCACUGCUACUUAAAUUUCCCCUUUCUAUCCUUCUUCGUCCGUCGCUGACAGCCUACGCGGACUUUCUUGCAUACUCCGCAGAGAGUGUCAAACGGCGGAAGCAACUCCUCGAUAAACAAGUCUCGCCUGAGAAGCAUCAAGCCGAAGCAUUACAGGUCCCAGAAGACAUGCUGCAGGCAUUCAUCAAAGCGCAAGACCCGGAGUCGAAAAUCGUUAUGACCGCCAAAGAAGUCCAAGCUGAGAGCCUCGGCAUGCAGCUCGCCGGAAGCGAGACUACCGCUGCGGCACUGACAUGGGCACUACAUCUGUUCACACUAUACCCUCACUAUCGAGCGCGUGCUGAGACAGAAGUACGCUCGCGAUUCGCCAAGGGCCAUUUAAUCAGUUACACUGAAUGUCGAGUUCUUGAAUUUCUCGAGGCCUUCAUAUAUGAGAUGUUUCGCUACACUCCGAUAACAUCAGGGUUUAUGCCUCAGUUUGCGUCUACAGACGUCGUAUUGCAAGGGUACCUCGUUCCGGCGGGAACGCAUAUUGCCUUUAAUCUGAUUGCUUUAAACAAUCGAACUGAUGUUUGGGCUGAACCCAACAAGUUUCGACCAGAACGAUUUCUAGAAGACACAGAUAAGAAGAGAUAUGUCUUUGCAUUUUCAUAUGGAGUAAGGAACUGCUUGGGGAGGAAUCUUGCAUGGAUGGAAAUAUUGCCAAUCCUUGCUAACCUACUAAACGAAUUUGAUAUGGAAGGAAUUGGGAACGGUAGUGAAGCUUUUCGCCCGCACGGGAGGAGAGAUAAUGGGGAGCCUGCGUUAAUGCCGUCAAAGUGUCAUAUUGUUUUUGCUCCUAAGUAUCCGGAGAGAGACUGCCGUAUACUUAUAAGAAAG